This is a messenger RNA of Prorocentrum cordatum, 1395 nucleotides long. The record is from the annotation of a GenBank genome assembly. Lineage: Eukaryota; Dinophyceae; Prorocentrales; Prorocentraceae.
GGCGGGGCCCCGGGGCGCCCGGCGCGCUUCUGCGGCAGCGCCGGCGGGGGCGGCGGUGAGCCGAAGAAGCCGCCCCCCAAGGGGUUCGAGAGGUUCUACAACGCCGCAAGGAGGGCAAGGGCAAGCCGGAGGGCGAGGCUGCCGCCAAGGAGCAGCGCGGCGGCCCCGCCGAGACCCCGGGCAAGGCGGAGGGCCCGGCCGGCAAGGAGAAGCCCGCGGGGAAGGGCCCCUCCUCCUCCUCAUCCUCGUCCGCGUCCUCUUCGUCCAGCAGCAGCGGCGGCGGCUCGUCGUCGCAGCCGCCGAACCAGCUCAGCCGGCAGUCCAUGGCCGUGCUGGGGGCCGGGGUCGCCUUCGCGGCAGUGUACGCCUACGGCGGCCAGGACGGGCCGGCCAUCCUUGCAGGAGCUGAUCAGGGAGUACCUGAUGAAGGGGUACGUGGACCGAACGGAUUCAGAUAGUCAACAAGUCGUACGCCAAGGUGCAGCUGAGGGCCGACGCCCCCGGGGCCAGCGCGUCGGGCAGCCCGAGGAUGGGAGAGGGACGCUCAGCAUCCAGUUGGGCACGCCGGAGACGUUCGAGGCGAAGAUCGAGGGGAUGCAGAACGAGCUGGGGCUGUCGCCCGUGGACCACGUGCCCAUCCAGUACGUCAGCGAGACGGACCUCGUUCAGGAUCUCCUGCCGCAUUUGUCCUCGCUGCUGUUCCUCAUCCCGAUGCUCCUUGUAGCGCGGGCCAUGAGCGGGGGCAUGGGCGGCCCUGGUGGCAUUGGCGGCGGAGGACCAGGAGGCAGAAAUAUAUUCAGCAUCGGCAAGGCGUUCCCGUCCGGGCAGAAGGACGUGAAGUCCAAGGUGAAGUUUCACGACGUCGCUGGCCUGGAACAAGCCAAGAAGGAUUCGGUGGUCGAAUUCGUCGAUUUCCUGAAGGAGCCCGCGAAGUACGAGAAGUUGGGCGCUCGCGUGCCAAAGGGCGGCCUGCUAGUGGGCCCUCCAGGGACGGGGAAGACGCUGCUCGCGAAGGCAGUUGCUGGCGAGGCGGAUUGCCCCUUCUACUCCAUGAGCGGUUCCGAUUUCAUAGAGAUGUUCGUCGGGGUGGGGCCGUCGCGCGUGCGCGACCUGUUCCAGCAGGCGCGCGCCAGCGCGCCGUCCAUCAUCUUCAUCGACGAGAUCGACGCCGUCGGCCGCAAGCGCGGCAAGGGCGGCUUCAGCGGCGGCAACGACGAGCGCGAAAACACGUUGAACCAGAUGCUCGUCGAGAUGGACGGGUUCUCUUCCGGGACGGGCGUGGUCGUGCUCGCAGGAGGGCACCAACAGGGCAGACAUCCUGGACCCAGCCUUGCUGCGGCCAGGGCGCUUCGACCGCCAGAUCGCCAUCGACAAGCCCGACAUCGGCGAGCGUGA